AUGGCUCAAUCACGGUCUGCUAGGUACAUUGGCCAUGCUCUCGAAGAGCUGGGACUGACCACCAUGUGGCAAUCUUCUCUCGACGUGAAGCUGCUCUGCGCCCAGCGGUUUGUACGCCUGUUCGCGUACGGUGGCUCGACGCUCAUCCUAGCAUCAUACCUUUCGGCUAUUGGAAUCUCCGAUGACCGGAUUGGAUUGUUCAUGACCCUGACCCUGGUCGGAGACGUGGUCAUCAGCUUCUUCCUGACCCUUUUUGCGGACCGCAUGGGUCGAAAGGCAGUCUUGUCACUCGGGUCAAUCCUCAUGGCAGGCAGCGGUGUGAUCUUUGCUCUGUUUGGGAAUUAUUGGAUUCUGUUGGCAGCGGCAGUCUUUGGUGUUAUUAGUCCCAGUGGAAAUGAGAUUGGUCCGUUCCGCGCCGUGGAAGAAUCCACUCUCGCACAUCUCACCGCACACGAACGGUUGAGCGAUGUCUUUGCGUGGUAUUCUCUCAUUGGAACGGCGGGGUCGGCCCUAGGCAUGCUGGUGUGCGGUUGGAUCAUCAACUCCCUCGAGUCGAUCCACGGGUGGGCGUUCAUCCCCGCCUGCCGCAUCAUUUUCUUCGUCUAUGCCGGGGUUGGGGUUAUCAAGCUCAUCUUCACCCUAGGUCUGAGCGGCAAGGUCGAGGUUCAGAAGCCAGAACCGAGUUCCGAGACUCGUCCUUUGUUGGCAGAGCCCACGGAAGAGGCGCCAGCACCGGCACCAAAGAAGAGCCUCUUCCCCUCGAUCGAAAAGGAUUUGUGGUCGUUGGUUAUUCGUCUCUUCAUUUUGUUCGGUGUAGAUUCCUUUGCUUCCGGGCUGGCCUCUCUGUCCUGGAUGACCUACUUCUUCAAGGGUAAGUUUAACUUGCCUGAGGGCCAACUCGGUACGAUUUUCUUCACCACGAACCUCAUCUCCGCGGCAUCCAUGCUCGUCGCCUCCUCUCUGGCCAAGCGUAUCGGGAACGUCAAGACGAUGGUAUUCACGCACAUGCCCUCGGCCAUCUGUCUGGCUCUGAUCUCUGUCCCCUCGACUCUUCCCUUGGCUCUUACCUUCCUGGUCUUGCGCGCCUGCUCCCAGAACAUGGAUGUGGCACCGCGUUCUGCAUUCCUCGCCGCUGCACUGCCAUCUGACAAGCGCACUGCCAUCAUGGGGGCGGUCAACGUGGUCAAGACCACUUCGCAGAGCAUGGGACCUUUGUUGACGGGAAUUCUAUCGCGCCAUGGUCAUUUCGGCGUCUCCUUCAUUAUUGCUGGAUGUUUGAAGGUGGUCUACGAUCUAGGCAUGCUCUUCAGCUUUGCCGGCAAAGAGGCCGCUCGUCGUAAGCAGACCCCGCAAGAGGACGAAGAGACCAGCUAG
This is a messenger RNA of Penicillium olsonii, 1374 nucleotides long. NCBI's taxonomy places the organism in Eukaryota, Fungi, Ascomycota, Eurotiomycetes, Eurotiales, Aspergillaceae. The record is from the annotation of a GenBank genome assembly.